UCAUACACAGGUUCGUUGUUGUUCUGCGCCGAUUGCGGAACACUCCUCGCAUUGCCCAAGGAUGGGGAAACGGAUGUCGUCUGCGAGCAGUGCCAACGUCAAGAACCUGCCAGCUCGUAUGAGAGUGUUGUCACUACGACGCGUUCACAUCCGGACGCGUUUCCUUCAGCCUUGAGACAAAAGAGAAAGACGCAAACCAAGCAUCAUGCACAAGGAGAUCAAGGAACCUUGGUGGCCGAGAAAUGUCCGUCAUGCGGACAUCUAGAAGCGUAUUCAAAGGAAAUGCAGUUACGUAGCGCAGACGAAGGGUCGACGAUUUUCUAUACUUGCGUUUCAUGCAAACAUGGGUGGCGGAUAAACAACUGA
Messenger RNA from Laccaria bicolor S238N-H82, 366 nucleotides. RefSeq lists its product as uncharacterized. The transcript has 5 exons. Gene Ontology annotation, molecular function: DNA-directed RNA polymerase activity; nucleic acid binding; zinc ion binding. Gene Ontology annotation, biological process: termination of RNA polymerase I transcription; DNA-templated transcription. Lineage: Eukaryota; Fungi; Basidiomycota; Agaricomycetes; Agaricales; Hydnangiaceae. The annotation marks the transcript as partial. Gene Ontology annotation, cellular component: RNA polymerase I complex. The record is from RefSeq and is a predicted model, not a curated record.